Capra hircus (goat) is the source of this 7404-nucleotide messenger RNA. RefSeq names its product Scm-like with four mbt domains 2 (gene SFMBT2). Gene Ontology annotation, cellular component: nucleus. Gene Ontology annotation, biological process: regulation of DNA-templated transcription. The record is from RefSeq and is a predicted model, not a curated record. Lineage: Eukaryota; Metazoa; Chordata; Mammalia; Artiodactyla; Bovidae. The transcript has 21 exons. Gene Ontology annotation, molecular function: transcription corepressor activity; histone binding. Bases 190 to 2865 code for a protein of 891 amino acids.
CCGAGCCGCGGAGCGGGCGCGCGAGGGAGGCGGCGGGCGGGGAGCGAGCGAGGCGCAGCGAGCGGGUGAGGCCGGCGUCCCCCGCCUCGGCGGCGCCCCGGCCUCUGUCCACGCCGCGGGGAGGACGAACUUCACCAGGUAACUCUUCCUGCAGGAUGAAUUAAGAGAAGACGAUCUCAGCCGUUGAGAAUGGAGGGCAGUGUGUCAGCUUCCAGUAUGCAGGACCCUUCAUCCUCACCCUUGGAAAAACAUCAGAGCUCCGCUGAUCGUAAUGGAGAUCUUGACUCAGAAGAAGGCUCCAGUUUGGAGGAGACCGGCUUCAACUGGGGGGAGUACUUGGAAGAGACAGGAGCUAGUGCGGCUCCACAUACAUCCUUCAAACACGUUGAGAUCAGCAUUCAGAGCAACUUCCAGCCGGGGAUGAAGCUGGAGGUGGCCAACAAGAAGAACCCGGACACAUACUGGGUGGCCACAGUCAUUACCACCUGUGGGCAGCUGCUGCUGCUGCGUUACUGUGGUUACGGGGAGGACCGCCGGGCUGACUUCUGGUGUGAUGUGGUGAUUGCAGACCUGCACCCCGUGGGGUGGUGCACACAGAACAACAAGACCCUCAUGCCCCCGGACGCUAUCAAAGAGAAGUACACAGACUGGACAGAAUUUCUCAUUCGGGAUUUGACUGGUUCCCGGACGGCCCCCGCCAGCCUUUUGGAAGGUCCUCUGCGAGGGAAAGGCCCUAUAGACCUCAUUACAGUUGAUUCCUUAAUAGAGCUGCAGGACUCUCAGGACCCUUUUCAGUUCUGGAUAGUUAGUGUGCUUGAGAAUGCUGGAGGAAGAUUACGCCUUCGCUAUGUGGGAUUGGAGGACACUGAAUCCUAUGACCAGUGGUUGUUUUACUUGGAUUACAGACUUCGACCAGUGGGUUGGUGUCAAGAGAAUGAAUACAGAAUGGACCCACCUUCAGAAAUCUAUCCUUUGAAGACGGACUCAGAGUGGAAACGUGCUCUGGAGAAAUCUCUUAUUGACGCUGCUAAGUUUCCUCUUCCAAUGGAAGUGUUUAAGGACCAUGCAGAUUUGAGAAGCCAUUUCUUCACAGUUGGAAUGAAGCUAGAGACCGUGAACAUGAGUCACAUUUGCCCUGCAUCCGUGACCAAGGUUUUUAACAAUCACUUUUUUCAAGUGACGAUUGACGACCUCAGACCAGAGCCUAGUAAACUCUCGAUGCUGUGCCAUGCGGACUCUCUGGGGAUCUUACCAGUUCAGUGGUGCCUUAAAAACGGAGUCAAUCUCACCCCUCCCAAAGGUUACUCCGGCCAGGACUUCGACUGGGCAGAUUAUCACAAACAGCAUGGGACCGAGGAGGCGCCUCCUUUCUGCUUCAGAAACACAUCGUUCAGUCGGGGGUUCACGAAGAACAUGAAGCUUGAAGCCGUGAACCCCAGGAACCCGGGCGAGCUCUGUGUGGCCUCCGUCAUAGCUGUGAAGGGGAGGCUGAUGUGGCUCCGCCUGGAAGGCCUGCAGAGCCCGGCUCCAGAGUUCAUCGUGGACGUUGAAUCUAUGGACAUCUUCCCUGUGGGUUGGUGUGAGGCCAACUCCUACCCUCUGACUACACCACACAAGACAGCCUCACAAAAGAAGAGGAAGAUCGCAGUUGUGCAGCCAGAAAAACAAUCACCAUCCACAGUGCCUGUUGAGAAAAUACCUCACGACCUUUGUCUGUUCCCUCACCUGGACGCCACAGGAACGGUGAACGGGAAGUACUGCUGUCCUCAGCUUUUCAUCAACCACCGGUGUUUCUCGGGCCCCUACCUCAACAAGGGCAGGAUCGCCGAGCUGCCGCAGUCGGUGGGGCCAGGCAAAUGCGUGCUGGUCCUUAAGGAGAUUCUUAGCAUGCUCAUCAACGCAGCUUACAAGCCUGGGAGGGUGUUACGGGAAUUACAGCUGGUGGAAGACCCACACUGGAACUUUCAGGAGGAGACGCUGAAGGCCAAGUACAGAGGCAAAACGUACCGGGCUGUGGCCAAGAUCGUCCGCACCUCCGACCAAGUAGCGGACUUCUGCCGCCGGGUCUGUGCCAAGCUCGAGUGCUGUCCAAAUUUGUUCAGUCCUGUGCUGGUUUCUGAAAACUGCCCGGAGAACUGCUCUAUUCACACCAAAACCAAGUACACUUAUUACUAUGGGAAGAGAAGGAAGAUUAGCAAGCCCCCGAUUGGGGAAAGCCGCGUUGAGAGUGGACACCCUAAACCGGCCAGACGCAGGAAGCGACGAAAAUCCAUGUUUGUGCAGAAGAAGCGGAGGUCGUCCGCAGUGGACUUGGCCGCAGGCUCCGGAGAGGAGAGCGAAGAGGAGGAUGCAGACGCCAUGGAUGAUGACUCUGGGAGUGAGGAGACUGGCUCCGAGAUCCGUGAUGACCAGACAGACACGUCCUCAGCUGAGGUGCCCUCCACCCGGCCCCGGAGGGCCGUGACCCUGCGGAGCAGCGUGGAGGCCGAGCGCCGGGCCCCUGUGGAGAGGUCGCGCAGGGCCCGGAGGGCGCCGGCCACCCCGCAGGCCGAAGGAGCCCCCCGGAGCCCAGCCACCAGCCAGGAGGCAGCAGAGGAUGUGAAGCAGGAGGAGGAGGAAAGGUUGGUUCUGGAGAGCAACCCACUGGAGUGGUCGGUGACAGACGUGGUGAGGUUCAUCAAGCUGACGGACUGCGCGCCCCUGGCCAAAAUAUUUCAGGAGCAGGACAUCGACGGGCAGGCACUGCUGUUGCUGACACUCCCCACGGUACAGGAGUGCAUGGAGCUGAAGCUGGGCCCCGCCAUCAAACUCUGCCACCAGAUUGAGCGGGUCAAGGUGGCCUUCUACGCCCAGUAUGCCAACUGACCCCUCCUGGUCCCAGGCUGCCAGCCGGCCCAACGAAUGCCACGUCUUGGGUCUCAGGAGGUUUCCCGGGCUGGAACUUCCAUUUUCCCCAGACGUGUGUGAUGGUGCGUCCAACAGGUGUCCACAUGAGGGCCUCCUCCGCCCACCAGCCUGCUCGACAUUUCCGUGUUUGCAGAGCACCCGAGCCCACAGCAGUGGUCCUGCAGGGUGUGAGUUACCGCUCACACCCCACGGGUUUGGACCUGCAUCUCUGUAGACCACACCCCAAUUUUCUCCUGCCCCAAACCAGGCAGCUUCCUAAGCCAAGGCCCAUGCUUCAGAAACCCAGGCGCAGGUGAUGACUUUUCCGUCGUGACCCAAGAGGAGGUCUUCCGGUGACUUCACAGUCAUUUUACCCCAAGUGCCUCCCUAGGUGCUUCUUUCAGGUUGAAAUGCGUGGCUGUCGCUGUAGUUUGGUCUCACGCACGGCUCUGGGCGAUGUUUUGGAUGGCAGCGGAAAAGGGACUCCGCCUGUUGGGCAGUGAAGGAAGAAGGAGCAUGUCGUGGUGGGGCGGUGGGCAUCCAGGCAGCCUUCAGGGAGGAGGCAUGCUUGCCAUCCUGUAUGGAACCUUCAAGGGCCCCCGCAUUCUGAAUAACUGCGACCAGAUGGGAGAGGGGCUUCUUGCAUCCCUUAGGGCAUCUUGCCUUGUGCAUUGAAGGCAGAGAGCUUCGUUCCAGAGAGCAAGGCCGGGGGAGACUGGGGAAAGCUGCUGAUGCACCAGCUCCUCCCCUGAGGGGUCGCUGCUCCGGGUCUCCCGGGGAGGUCCCCUCUGAGCCCCAGCUUGGUCACCCCUGCAGAGCCACUCGCGCCCCUGGGUCAGCCAGUGACUGACCCCAUCAUCUAGGCUGACGUUGAAUCACCCUGGACCUCCUCCUGGUGAAGCAACAGGUGUGAACUCUGACGAUGUGGCAGGGACAUGGGUCCCCUCGUCCCCAGCGCACUCCUGCUGCCAGAGGAGAGUCUGGAUUGGCCAGGAGACAAAGAGACGGACCGUGUAAUGCUGCAGCCCACCCUGCCUCUGGUUUACUUAGGAUGUCCCUUGGCAGUUUUCAUUAAGUGGGGCUCGUCAUUUAUAGAAAGAUCCAUGACUCCAGGAGCCAGCUGGUCUCUGGAACCAGGCGCUUGUCCACAUGUACCCUGCAAGGAGCUGUUAUAUUUUUUUCAGUCCCAAAUGGACCAUUGUCUUCUGUGCUGGUUGUUGCUCAAAUGUCUUUUUCAACUUGUGCGCGGAAGCUCAGCCUCCACGUUGCCCAGGAGAAGCGGGGGUGCACAGCCUUCUCUUCCUUUAUUACCUUGACCUUUUCUCUUUGAUGAGAGUGUCAACAGUUCCAGGAAUAACGUCCUGGGCGGGCUGAUGAGCUGCUUGUAUUUCUGCAACGUACGGAGGCCCGGCGUCCUGUCAGAUGUUGAGAGGCUCAAUCACGCAGGCUAACCUUCUGUUGUCAUCUGUCACCAAUACUGAUGAAAAGGGGAAACACGCAUUUAGUGGUUGAGGCUGUCGUCUCCCCCGUGACUGACCCUAAGGCAGGUUUAAACAUUUGGCAAUGGACUUGCCUGGGCGCCUCGGCCGAGAGCCCCGUCUUCUCAGCCCAUGAACACGGGCAGUUCCGUGGGGAGUCAGGCCUGGCCUGUGGUUUGAUUUUUCGUCUCCGGGCUCAAGUUUCCACCCCUUCUCUGUUCUUCACCUCUUGUCUCCUUAGUCCUGGGGCUUUUGUCCAGCUCUGUCAGCUGCUUGAGAAGGGCUUCCUUGAAAGGCCUUGGGUGUUUUCCUGCCUCGGACACACUUGUGAUCCUCACUGUGGCCUUUUCUAGCUGAGCUCGUCCCAUUGCACAUGUGGUGCAAAUGAAGCGGGGGACACUCACUCUUUCAGAAUGCGUGUCACCUUCUCGUGUCCUCCCUGAGUGGCACUGGGGCGGGUUGCUCUGGAGUCAGGUGCUCUCUGGUGCCCGUGACAGGGGUAAGCCCUGGAGUCCACCCCGAGGAGCUGGAGGCCUCCCACCUGGCAGCCGAGGAAGACACCCUGCUGGCGCUGGGGACGCGGCCUCUUCGUGAGGGGCCAGGUGCGCAGAGCCCCCCUCAUCCUCUUUGAGGGCUCAGCGCUGUCAACCCACAUGCCUGGUGAGGGGCCGGCCGUGCUGGGCCAGGGGAGGUCCAGCUGCAGCUUGGGGCCAUCAAGGUGCUGUCAGCCCGCCCUGCUAGGAGCCGGGAGACUCUUCAGGGUCAAGAAGAUGUGUUUUUUGGUUCUGAGUGCUGCUCAUGCACCCUCCGGCUCCGAUUCUCUGGGAAUUCCCUGCUGGCUCUGUGCCCCUUCGAGUCAGCAGGAUUGAGCUGCAGAGUGUCAGGUGGCGUUCAUGUCUCUGUAGGGUUCACCGCUCACCAGCUUCCAUCUCAGAGAAACGGCCAGUUUUUGAGGAACGUUUGCCUGUCGUGACUGUGUCGUUACUGUGUUUUUGUCCCUUGUGGCGGGAAGAGUUCAUCUCACACCUGUAGCCGCCAGCGUACCACGGCCCCUGGGAUAAACCCGUAUUGGUUGAAAUGCUCCACCCAGCGAUGCCCCCUUCCCUCUUCAUCUCCAAAUGCUGCCAUCUCCCCGCAGUCUCCCAGAAGAUGCUUUGGGACCGGAGUCCUCUCCUCUGUGUGCACCACACCGCUUGGUCCCUUCGGGAACUGCCUGAGAUGCAGAGGCUUCAGUCUGAGCAGUGUACCACCUCAUCUCGAAGGCUGAGACUCCAUCUCUCAGUCCCACCCUAAAGCUGAGGACGCUUCCGUUGACCUCUGACCUCUUGACUGUUUGUGUCCUGUGUUAGGAAAAUCUCUUUCCCACAAAAAUGUAAACCUAGAAAGAGUAAGUAAGGUAUGACCCCCAUUACAGAACAACUCAUUUUUUGCUUAUCAAAAAAAAAAAAGGCAAAAACCCAGUUUCCUUCACCACAAAGUUGCAUAGUAUGGAGAAAUCUGUCACUUUUAAAAUUAGGUUCAUUUGAUCAAAGUUUGACUCACAGUUUGCGCUGUACAGCUGUUAGGUUUCUUUGCCUUAUUUGAUCAUAUUUGAACAAUGAUUUCCUGUGUUUGAUCUGUGUCUCAAUGAAUUAGAGUGACUCAGACCUUUCACACUGGCCCCUCUGGCCCACACGACAGUCUCUGGAAGGUUGGUUUUGAUCAGCCUUUGAAGAUUGGUCUCAGUUUCCUUAAUUGGUGUCAGAGAAUCUGGAGUGUUGUUAUCAGGCGAGUUCUGAGCCUUGCUUUUUAUCUUAAACCAAAUGUCCCUAUCUAAGGGUGUCUUCUCCCUUCGUUUUGGAAGCAUUAGAAGUUUCAUACUUCUUUUGUCAAACACCCAUUUGUGUUUAUUUCUGUAGAUAGAACUGUAGACACAGUUGCGUUAAGUAGAGUCUUUGUGAUUUGAGCAGUAUUGUUGUUCUUUUGGUGAAUCUAGGCUCCAAGUCCUGCUCUAUCCUUUUGUCUUUAGAAAACUGAGAUCAAAGCUACAGUUUUUUGAAGGUAAAAAUAGUUAAUUUUCAGGUAUCUGUAGUUUUUAAGGAAAAAACAAUUGUUACGGAGACAUACACACGGUUUAUGAAAUAACUAAAUAACAAGAGAAGGUCCGUUGGCAACAAUGACAGUGUCAUGAUUCUCUUUCUUCCCUCACUUGUUCUUUCUUUCAAGAGUUCUCUGGAAAUUGCUUUACUCCUUUCAGCUGGGUGGUUUUUACGUUCGGCAACUCUCAGAGCUUUUAUCACUAGGGUUGAUUUGCACAGAUCCUGACCCAAGGCAGUAGUCUCCAUCUGUGCUAUUUUUGACCCACUGAAUUCACCUAAAAAUUGUAAGUGCUGACACGGUGCUGCCUUGGGUUUUGGUUAAGAAAAGCGUCUCUGGUUUAGAGGAUCAGUUAAUAACACAGUAUCCUGAGCUGCAGACUUUCUGUCUUACUGGUUUUAUUUUAAAAAUGGCUAGGAUUGGGUACCAGUGAGGACCAGUAGGUCAAUAGCUGCAUCGCCAGACAGAUUGGGUGCUUCAUGUGGACCAGAGGGAUGUGUUGAAGAAAAAGUUCUAAUCGGCAUUUGCUGAAAACCACUUUACAGUGGGAGAUGGAAAACAAAAAGUGUUUUAAAUGACAGAAAAAAAAGAUCAUCUCAUUUGUUGUUCAGAAUGGGAGCCUGCAUGAGGUCUAGAAGCAUAAACCACCCCUAGUCGUGACAUCGAAAGCUGUUUCACUGCUCUGAAUUCCGGUUUGAAUAGUUUGUAUUGGAACUUGAUUCAUAUCUUGUGUCUGUUCUGGUGCGUAGAAGAGAAAAGUUGGUGUUUUUACUUUUGAAAUUUGCAGGACAAAAGGGCAUGUCAUUGAUUUGCUGUAAGAUUAUAUUCUGUAUAUAUGUUUUCAUGUAAAUAAAUGAAAAUCUAUAUCAGAGUUAUAUUUUAAUUUUUAUUCUAAAUGAAAAAAACCCCUUUUUACUUGAAAAAAUUGUAAGCCACCUUGUUAAUAAAGUAAGAAUAAAUUCUA